Spirodela intermedia is the source of this 1291-nucleotide messenger RNA. Lineage: Eukaryota; Viridiplantae; Streptophyta; Magnoliopsida; Alismatales; Araceae. The record is from the annotation of a GenBank genome assembly.
AUGAGCAUCACAGUCAACGGCGAGUCUCGCGUACCGCCGGGGUUCCGCUUCCAUCCGACGGAGGAGGAGCUCCUCGACUACUACCUGAGAAAGAAGGUCGCCGGCAAGAAGGUCGACUUGGACAUCAUGAAAGACGUUGACCUCAACAGGCUCGAACCGUGGGACAUUCAAGGCGAGGAUCUCCGAUUCCACCGCCGUUAAUGUUUCCAGUUAUGGAAGGAAAUCUCCGGCUGAAUGGUUUUGAUCUCUCAGAGAAGUGCAGGAUCGGGUCGGCGCCGCAGAACGACUGGUACUUCUUCAGCCACAAGGACAAGAAGUACCCAACGGGGACGAGGACGAACAGGGCGACGGCGGCGGGGUUCUGGAAGGCUACUGGUCGGGACAAGGCCAUCUAUGGCGGGGUCAAACGCAUCGGAAUGAGGAAGACACUUGUUUUUUACUGCGGAAGGGCCCCCAAUGGCCAAAAGUCAGACUGGAUCAUGCACGAAUACAGGCUCGAGGAGAGCCGAGACGACGGCUCCCAUUCUUCUGUGAGUUGACUUCCUCAGUCUUUCUUUUCGUGGCUCGGAGCUCAUUCGUUUGAUUAUUUAUCCUGUCCAUUAUCGCUUAGUCUUGUAGCCAGCUGGUAGAGACGGACACGCCGGAGGAGGGCUGGGUGGUUUGUCGGGUGUUCAAGAAGAAGAGCCAUUAUAGGAUUCCGGAGAGUAGUAGCUCGAAAAACACUUCAUCUGUAGCAGGCGCCGCCAAGACGAAGGAGAUUUUCCGCUCCUGCAGCGAAGGAACACUGGAUCAGAUCAUCCAGUUCCUCUCUAGAUCCUGUAAGCACGAGAACGAGUUCCCGAUAGUCAACCCCAUCCUCACUGACGGUGGCUACGCCGUCACCGCGUCUCGUGGAGCCAGCGUGGAAAGUCAAGCAAAGCUUCCCCCGCUCGAGAAUCCGAGCGCGAUAUCGCUUCCGUUCGAUUGCUCGCCUCACGUCGGCCGGUCGAGCUACCUCCAAGAUAGUAUCCACGUGCUGCUAAGCGUUGACCAGGGGUACAACGAGGGGCCAGAAGUCAACGACUGGGCGGCGCUGGACAGGCUCGUCGCUUCCCACCUCAACGGGCAAUCGAGCUGCCCCGAGCAGGCUGCCUUCAGUUUCUGCCCUACCAUCAACGGUCUGCUCUACGGCGGCUGCGGCGGAGACUCUCAGGAAUACAACCCGGCGGACAUGAAUCUCUGGGCUUUUACGAGAGCUCCGGAUUCAGAUUCACCGUCAACGUCCCGUAGACAAUCCGCAAGCGUUGACUAA